This is a messenger RNA of Pelobates fuscus (common spadefoot toad), 378 nucleotides long. RefSeq names its product cornifin alpha-like. The record is from RefSeq and is a predicted model, not a curated record. NCBI's taxonomy places the organism in Eukaryota, Metazoa, Chordata, Amphibia, Anura, Pelobatidae. Bases 1 to 378 code for a protein of 125 amino acids. The transcript has a single exon.
AUGCUAUCUCUGAGUGAGCCCCGAGUGCCAGCUCUGAGUGAGCCCCGAGUGCCAGCUCUGAGUGAGCCCCGAGUGCCAGCUCUGAGUGAGCCCCGAGUGCCAGCUCUGAGUGAGCCCCGAGUGCCAGCUCUGAGUGAGCCCCGAGUGCCAGCUCUGAGUGAGCCCCGAGUGCCAGCUCUGAGUGAGCCCCGAGUGCCAGCUCUGAGUGAGCCCCGAGUGCCAGCUCUGAGUGAGCCCCGAGUGCCAGCUCUGAGUGAGCCCCGAGUGCCAGCUCUGAGUGAGCCCCGAGUGUCAGCUCUGAGUGAGCCCCGAGUGUCAACUCUGAGUGAGCCCCGAGUGUCAACUCUGAGUGAGCCCUGGGAUACUUACUAUCUUUGA